Messenger RNA from Seriola dumerili (greater amberjack), 1829 nucleotides. It is a transcript of the gene gmppaa, whose product is annotated as GDP-mannose pyrophosphorylase A. The record is from RefSeq and is a predicted model, not a curated record. The transcript has 13 exons. Lineage: Eukaryota; Metazoa; Chordata; Actinopteri; Carangiformes; Carangidae. Gene Ontology annotation, molecular function: transferase activity. Gene Ontology annotation, biological process: biosynthetic process. Gene Ontology annotation, cellular component: cytoplasm. The coding region runs from base 94 to 1377 and encodes 427 amino acids.
GUCACAAGUAGGAAGUGGAAGCGGAAAUAUUCACGAAACAGCUGCAGGUUGUUUUCAGACAGUUCUGUCACAAAUCACCACUUCUUAGUCAAGAUGUUGAAGGCGGUCAUUUUAAUUGGAGGCCCUCAGAAAGGCACAAGAUUCAGGCCGCUGUCAUUUGAAGUUCCCAAACCAUUGUUUCCGGUCGCUGGUGUGCCCAUGCUGCAGCACCACAUUGAAGCAUGUGCCAAGGUACCAAACAUGAAGGAGAUUUUGCUCAUCGGCUUUUACCAGCCAAAUGAAGAACUAACCAGAUUCCUGGUAAAUGCACAGCAGGAGUUCAAAAUUUCCAUCAGGUAUUUGCAAGAGUAUGCAGCCCUGGGAACUGGAGGGGGCAUCUAUCACUUCAGAGAUCAGAUUGUGUCUGGCAGUCCAGAGGCUUUCUUUGUUCUGAAUGCAGAUGUCUCUUCAGCGUUUCCUCUCACAGAGAUGCUCAGCUUCCAGAAAGAACACGGAGAACCAAACAGCUUUGUUAUCCUUGGAACAACAGCAAACAGAACACAGUCUCUGAAUUAUGGCUGUAUUGUUGAAAACGAGGAAACAAAUGAGGUCCUCCAUUAUGUGGAAAAGCCGAGCACAUUUGUGAGUGACAUCAUCAACUGUGGCAUAUACCUCUUUAACCCGGACAUCUUCCAGCAUAUCGGCACAGUCUUUCAGAAGAAUCAGCAGGACAUGUUGUUAUAUCCAUAUGAUGGAGAGGAGCCAACCAACGGCUGGCACAGAGCAGAAGCCAUCAGGCUGGAGCAGGACAUUUUCACUGCCCUUGCAGGACAGGGCAAACUGUAUGUGUAUAAAACCCUCAGCUUCUGGAGCCAGAUUAAAUCUGCAGGCUCUGCAAUAUAUGCCAGUCGAUUGUACCUCAACCAGUAUCACAAAACUCAUCCUGAAAGACUGGCCGUAAAUAAGGAGGGAGGCCCCAAAAUAAGCGGUAAUGUCUAUAUUCAUCCUACAGCCAAUAUUGACCCCACUGCCACGUUGGGUCCCAACGUUUCCAUUGGCACUGGAGUGACUAUUGGUGCUGGGGUCAGAGUUCGAGAAUCCGUCAUCCUCCAUGGUGCAAAUCUACAGGAUCACUGCUGUGUUUUAAACAGCAUUGUGGGAUGGGAUAGCACCAUUGGAAAGUGGGCAAGAGUAGAAGGAACCCCAAGUGACCCGAACCCCAAUGAUCCCUAUGCAAAGAUUGACAGUGAGACCCUCUUCAGAGAUGGAAAACUCACACCCUCGAUUACUAUUCUCGGUUGUAACGUGACGAUCCCAUCCGAGGUGAUUAUACUCAACUCGAUUGUCCUCCCACAUAAAGACCUCAACCGCGGCUUCAAAAACCAAAUUAUUCUUUAGUUAAUCUUCCUCGCGCUUCUGUCCACUUACUGUCACUGAUGAAGGAUGCAGUUAGACGACCGCUGGCACUGCCUCUGAGUUACUGUAUAUAAGAUGUCAAAAAUGAAGAUAUGGGACAUUCAUUAAAUAGUUUUGAAAGAUAGAUUUUUAUAUAUUUGUCCUCAAGCCUUUAUGCACAAUUGGGUGUCAGCAAAAUUAGAGAGAGGCUAAUCACGCAUGUUGAUUCACCUUGAAAAGUGCUGUCAUGCCAGAGGUUUAUAUUGUCUUUUUAUUAACUUUACCGAACUGUAAAAUUACUAUAGACACUAUUUGGUUGGCUGUAAUAUGAUGUUAAAAAAAGAGUUUAAAGACAAACAUGCUCUGUUUCUCAAGGACAUCCUUGGCGAGAGACUGUUAGUUGAACAUGAGAAUGGAAAUGAUUAGAAAAUAAAAAUCACUGGAUACUGAGGUGA